Capronia coronata CBS 617.96 is the source of this 990-nucleotide messenger RNA. RefSeq names its product solute carrier family 25, member 46. Gene Ontology annotation, biological process: mitochondrial transport; carnitine transmembrane transport. The transcript has a single exon. The record is from RefSeq and is a predicted model, not a curated record. Gene Ontology annotation, molecular function: O-acyl-L-carnitine transmembrane transporter activity. Gene Ontology annotation, cellular component: mitochondrial envelope. Lineage: Eukaryota; Fungi; Ascomycota; Eurotiomycetes; Chaetothyriales; Herpotrichiellaceae. Bases 1 to 990 code for a protein of 329 amino acids.
AUGGCGCCGGCGACAAUAUCGACGUCUGUCGGGGAGCUCCCCUCGAAGGAAGAAGUGAAGGAGCAAGUCAAGGAGUCGGCGAAGGGUGCUGUAUCUGGGCUGCGAUCUCUGGCUGCAGGAGGUGUGGGCGGCGUGUGCGCAGUCAUUGUUGGCCAUCCCUUCGAUCUGGUCAAAGUGCGGCUGCAGACGGCGGAGAAGGGCGUCUACACUGGUGCUAUUGACGUGGUGAAGAAAACAAUCGCAAGAGAAGGAUUUGCUCGCGGCCUCUAUGCUGGUGUCUCUGCGCCCUUGGUGGGCGUCACACCCAUGUUUGCAGUGAGCUUCUGGGGUUACGACAUGGGCAAGCUGCUGGUCGACAAGUUUGCAACGGUGCCAGUCGUCAACAACACCCCCCAGUACAGCAUUGGGCAGAUAUCAGCAGCUGGUUUCUUCUCCGCGAUCCCCAUGACCUUGAUUACGGCGCCUUUUGAACGUGUCAAGGUCCUGCUUCAGAUCCAGGGACAGAAACAGCUUGCUCCGGGCGAGAAACCAAAAUAUAGCGGCGGUGUCGACGUCGUCAGGCAAUUAUACAAAGAGGGAGGGAUCCGCUCCGUUUUCCGCGGCAGCGCAAUGACCCUUGCCCGCGACGGUCCCGGUUCAGCGGCAUACUUUGCAGUCUAUGAAUAUGUCAAGCGCAGCCUCAGCCCGAAGGACAAACAUGGCAAUGCAACGGGGCAACUAAGUCUUCCUGCGGUCAUGACGGCCGGCGGUGCUGCUGGAGUGGCUAUGUGGAUCCCGGUCUUCCCAGUUGAUACCAUCAAAUCGAGGCUGCAGUCCGCAGAGGGACGACCGACCAUCGGGGGCACUAUAAGCAGUGUCUAUCGGAGCGGAGGCAUCAAGGCUUUCUUCCCUGGGUUCGGCCCUGCGCUGGCUAGAGCUGUCCCGGCCAAUGCAGCUACUUUUGUUGGCGUCGAACUGGCGCACAAGGCCAUGACUAGGAUGUUUGAUUAA